GAUGCCUUGAGCAUUUACUUUGAUUUCGUCAUUCGAUUACAUAGAUGUGGUCUCAGGAUUGAACAUUCCCUUGGUAAAACACAGAUCCUUCCUUCAAGGUAUCAGUACUACACGUGGCUUGCACAAUGCUCGUGUUACAUUUGAGAAUAAUAUUUUUGUUAGUGUGGAGUGAAGAUGUGUUAACUCACAGACAUGACAGUAGAACAAGGGCAGGCGUCACUCCAAAAAAUCAUAACUACAACGUCGCCCAAAGGAGUGUGCACAAAUCCAUCUCAGAUACUAACCGGCGAUGGCGCAGGGCGUAUGGGUCAGUUAUUACCGACAUGGGCCAUGGGAGGGGACCUGCGACAGGUGUGUCCCCUAGGGACGCCAUCAAGACUUCGGUGAGUAACACUAAUGCAAACUCGUUUAAGAUGAAAAUUGUAGCGAUGCAUGAAACGAAACGUUUGGCACACAAAAACGCGGACUCCUCAAACUACCCCGAAACGCCAGCGAUGUACUCUCCAACAGCAGCCAGACGCCAAGAAUCUCGCAGGCGCAUGAAAGAAAAGUUGGAUUCUGUGAAGCCUGCUUCCAUGGAAACGCCAGGUGAUGGAUACAAUUACUCAAAGCCACGUUCUCACGGUGAGUUUAAAGGCCAUGUGAGGACCCACCGACAUAAAAGAGGCACCACAGACCACCAGAAGGAAACACUUAAGAAUGGAAGAAAAAGGCUAAAGAGAGACCGCCUUCCCCCUGCACAGUCGCAUACCUUGCUGGGACCAACUUUGUCGGAGGAAGAAAUGGUCUCGACAACUCUGGCUUUCACCCAAUCCACGGAUUUUCCAUUCGAUAUGACCACAAUUUACGAAUCGUUCACGCUGCCAUAUGAUGAUCUCUGGGAAACUGUUACCCCACCUAUUCCUCCUAACACACAGGAGAAGACGAACGACACAAAGAAUCCCUUCUAUCCCAUAACGAGUGAAUCGUAUGGAGCAUACGCCAUCCUCUGCGUUUCUGUCAUUAUUUUUACCGUUGGAGUCAUCGGGAACAUCUCGACUAUGUGCAUCGUGUGUCAUAAUUACUACAUGAGGAGCAUCUCCAAUUCGCUGUUGGCUAACCUGGCCUUCUGGGACUUUGUGGUCGUCGUUGUCUGCCUGCCUUUGGUGGUGUACCAGGAGCUGACCAAGAGCUGGUUGCUGGGCGAGUUCUCGUGCAAACUCGUAUCUUAUAUUGAGGUGGUGUCCCUGGGCGUGGCCACCUUCACGCUGUGCGCCCUGUGCAUCGACCGCUUCCGCGCGGCCACCAACGCGCAGAUGUACUACGAGAUGACGGAGAACUGCGGCUCCACCGCCGCCAAGCUGGCCGUCAUCUGGGUGGGGGCGCUGCUGCUGGCGCUGCCCGAGCUCAUCGUGCACCAGCUGACGACAGGGGACGGGGACUCGCCGGACGCGCCCGCCCGGGAACGCUGCGAGGUGGGGAUCUCGCUGGAGCUCCCGGACACGGUCUACGUGGUGGGGCUGACCUACGCCGGGGCGCGGCUAUGGUGGUGCUUCGGCUGCUACUUCUGCCUGCCCACGCUCUUCACCAUCGGCAGCGCGCUGGUGACGGCUCGGCGCAUCCGGCUGGCGGAGAAGGCAGGCGCCCGCGGCGGCAAGCAGCAGGCGCGGCUGGAGAGCCAGAUGAAUUGCGUGGUGGUGGCGCUGGCCAUCCUCUAUGGCCUCUGCGUCAUCCCCGAGAACGCCAGCAAUGCCGUCUCCGUCUACCUGGCGGCCGGCGUGCCGCGGCGGGCCGCCGACCUGCUCCGCCUGCUCGCCCAGCUCCUUCUCUUCCUGCGCUCGGCUGCCACGCCCUCGCUGCUCUUCUGCGUCUGCCGCCCCUUCGGCCGCGCCUUCGUGGAGUGCUGCUGCUGCUGCUGCUGCCGUCGCCGCGGCGACACCCGCACCCCCGGCGGGCCGCCGUCGUCAGCGUCGGCUGCCGCCAGCGAGGACAACGACCGCGAGCGGACCACCGAGCUGGAGCUGUCGCCUUUCGGCUCCGUCCGCCACAACACGCCCGUCUACGCCGCUGUGGGGACGCAGUGCUGAGCACUGGCCUACACACCACACAUGUACGCGCUUUAUACAAGCCCUGAGGUGUGUACCUACAAUGCACAGCGCCUUUAUUCAUAGCUGUGCAAGAUGUACGCAUCUGCAGCAUAAUCCGUUCUUUUAUGUCAUAGUCAUUAAUAUAUGGAUAAUUAAUUUUACAAAUUCAAUUUAUUUUAACCUGAUUUUGCUCUCACU
Megalops cyprinoides (Indo-Pacific tarpon) is the source of this 2264-nucleotide messenger RNA. Its product is annotated as prosaposin receptor GPR37-like. Gene Ontology annotation, cellular component: plasma membrane; signaling receptor complex. The transcript has 2 exons. The record is from RefSeq and is a predicted model, not a curated record. NCBI's taxonomy places the organism in Eukaryota, Metazoa, Chordata, Actinopteri, Elopiformes, Megalopidae. Bases 126 to 2066 code for a protein of 646 amino acids. Gene Ontology annotation, molecular function: prosaposin receptor activity; G protein-coupled peptide receptor activity. Gene Ontology annotation, biological process: positive regulation of MAPK cascade; adenylate cyclase-inhibiting G protein-coupled receptor signaling pathway.